AUCGCAUCGUUAUUAAAUAAACGUGCUCCAUUUUUGAAAAUCGUUCGAAACGGCAUCACGUGGUCAGCAGUGCGUAGAAUUUUCGGUUAACAUCGUAGCAUCGAAGCGGCGGCCAUUACAUGAACGCUUUUUCGGCGAGAUCGUUAUUCCCGUGCGAUAUAUUCAACUCGCUGCUUCCUGAAGGCACAAUGGCAGACAACGAUGAUCUUCUGGACUACGAGGAUGAGGAGCAGACUGAGCAAGUCGUUGACGGGAGUGGAGAUGUACCUGCAAAGAAAGAAGUAAAGGGAACGUACGUCUCGAUCCACAGUAGUGGAUUCAGGGACUUCCUCCUUAAACCCGAGAUCCUACGUGCCAUUGUUGAUUGCGGCUUCGAACAUCCAUCUGAAGUGCAACAUGAAUGUAUCCCCCAAGCCGUGCGUAUGGAUAUCCUGUGCCAAGCAAAGUCUGGAAUGGGUAAAACUGCUGUGUUCGUGUUGGCGACACUUCAGCAACUGGAGUUAACAGAGAAUCAAGUCUACGUCUUGGUGAUGUGUCACACUCGAGAACUGGCCUUUCAAAUCAGCAAGGAGUACGAGAGGUUUAGCAAGUACAUGCCGCACGUGAAAGUUGGCGUUUUCUUCGGUGGUUUGCCUAUUCAGAAAGAUGAGGAUUUCCUAAAAACCGUCUGUCCCCACAUUGUCGUCGGUACCCCUGGUCGUAUCCUCGCUCUUGUCCGGAAUAAGAAACUCAACCUGAAACACUUGAAGCACUUUAUACUUGACGAGUGCGACAAGAUGCUGGAAUUGCUAGAUAUGCGCCGGGACGUACAAGAGAUAUUCCGGAGCACCCCGCACAGCAAGCAAGUCAUGAUGUUCAGCGCGACAUUGUCCAAGGAGAUACGUCCAGUCUGCAAAACAACAUUCUUUGUGCAGCCCAUGGAAGUAUAUGUCGAUGACGAGGCGAAGCUCACCUUGAACGGUCUGCAGCAACAUUACGUUAAAUUGAAGGAAAACGAGAAGAACAAGAAGUUGUUUGAGCUACUUGACGUACUUGAGUUUAAUCAGGUUGUCAUAUUUGUCAAGUCAGUACAGAGAUGUAUGGCAUUAGCGCAACUAUUGACAGAACAGAAUUUCCCAGCGAUUGGAAUUCACCGAGGCAUGACGCAGGAGGAGCGGCUCUCCAGAUAUCAACAGUUCAAAGAUUUUCAAAAGCGUAUUUUGGUGGCGACAAAUCUGUUUGGACGGGGCAUGGAUAUCGAACGCGUGAACAUUGUAUUCAAUUAUGACAUGCCAGAAGAUUCCGACACGUACCUGCAUAGGGUAGCACGUGCUGGACGUUUUGGUACCAAGGGUCUUGCCAUUACAUUAGUAAGCGACGAGAAUGACGCCAAGAUACUCAAUGACGUCCAGGAAAGAUUUGACGUAAAUAUCACGGAAUUACCGGACGAAAUAGAUCUCGCUUCUUACAUCGAAGGACGAUAAAUUUGUAAUUCGACUCGAUUACAAAAUUUCUUAAAGAGCACUUGCAAUAAGCUUUUACUUCACGUACUCACCAAUGUAAGAAUAGACACAAAAUAAUAAUAACCGUAAAAAA
This is a messenger RNA of Ooceraea biroi (clonal raider ant), 1575 nucleotides long. It is a transcript of the gene Hel25E, whose product is annotated as ATP-dependent RNA helicase 25E. The record is from RefSeq and is a predicted model, not a curated record. NCBI's taxonomy places the organism in Eukaryota, Metazoa, Arthropoda, Insecta, Hymenoptera, Formicidae. Gene Ontology annotation, molecular function: nucleic acid binding; RNA helicase activity; ATP binding.